This is a messenger RNA of Cetraspora pellucida, 1758 nucleotides long. The record is from the annotation of a GenBank genome assembly. NCBI's taxonomy places the organism in Eukaryota, Fungi, Glomeromycota, Glomeromycetes, Diversisporales, Gigasporaceae.
AUGGAUAUUGACAAAGGUGAAUCAUCAUACAAAGAAGACAACCCAGAUUUACCAAAUAGGCCACUUUAUAUUUCCGAAAACCACUCGGUACAUACAAAAAUAGAGCAUGAAGCUGAUAGUAAUAGUUAUGAGAACGAAAUACAUCAAAAGAUUGAAUAUUUAAGCUGUGGACAUAGAAUUUAUGGAAGUAAAUUGUGCAUUUUAUGUUUAACGAAUAUAAAUUUUGAAGAACCAAAAGAUAUGAGUUAUGGAGAGUGCCCGCGCUGUAAGCGUCAAAAUAAUGGUAACAAUUGGUGUGGUUCAUGCGCAAAAGAUAUUUAUAUUUCAACAUUACCGAAAGAAAUAUUAGACUAUAUUUCAAUAUUACCAAAAGAAGUACGAAGUAGUAUCAAAUAUUUCCAUGAGUUAAAUAUAUCCUCCACCAGUGUUUCUUCAUUCUUUGAGUUUAUCCCAUGGGUAAGAUUGCAAAAUAUAAAAUUUUUAGCCGAAGGCGGAAGUGGCAAAGUAUACACAGCAGAAUGGUUAAAUGGCGAAAUUGAAAACAUAAAUUUCAAUGAGGAUAUUGUUAAAAGAAAGGCCUCUUCUCAAUUUGUUGUACUGAAACCCGUGUCAACUAAUGAAUUCUUAUCUCAUUAUUCAGCUGCUAAAGAGGUUUCUCCAAAAAUUUUUGGAAUUACUUUCGAUGCUUCUGCAACGUUCAUAGUUAUGAAGUUAUUCAAAGAAAAUGUACGCACAUCAAUUACUCGAGAUUACUGGAAUUUAUUUUGGCUAGAAAGAAUGUGGCCUCCGAUUCCGGAAGAAAUACCGACCGCAUAUGUUGAUCUCAUUGUACGAUGCUGGAACCCGAAUCCAAAAAAACGGCCAAGUUCUGAAGAAGUGUCAAGAAUUUUAUUUGACUUAAGAUUGCUUAUAUUAUAUUACACCGAAAUUUUAAGUGAAUAUUUGAAUUCAAAGGAAGCUAUGGAUAACGAUAAUCUUUCUGAACGCAUACAUUCACCAAUUAUUUCUAACAUAAAACAGUCACAAGAUAUCGCUGAAUGUCAGUCAAAAUUAGAGGCAUUUCGAAAUAUGGUUAAAUUUUUUAAGGAUGACCUUAUUAGACUGAAAACACCAGCCCCAAAAAAUAUAGAACAACAUCCAGAAUCAUCAACUAGCAAAAUAUUUAACUUUUUAGAUGAUAUUAAUUUAUAUUUAAAUCCUUUAUCAACUUCAAAUAAUUUUAAUAUUGUAAAGAAUAGCGAAGAAUGGUUUAGAGCCCGAAUUCAAAUUAGUUGGGACGUUACAGAUCAAUCACCAGGUUUACUCGGUAGCCUUCGAAUUCAAAACAAGAAUACUGGUGAAUCAACUACCAUUAAUGAUCAACUUGAUCUAACACUUCGUAGACUUCAAUGGAAAGUUAGUGUUCAACCCGGUACAUAUGUUUUUGCUAUAAAUGAUGGUACUGGUGAAAAAUUUUCUGGAGAGUUUCAAGUUGCUCAGGGAACUCCCGUAGGUGGUGCUAAAGCUAGUGAUGCAACUAAAAAAGAUGAUAAUAAAAGUGUGAAUCAAGUAAAUAAUGGUAAAGCAAUAACAAAUGGAAAUUUGAAAUCUGUGGAUCAAAAAAGUUCAAUACCUUUUACACCUACAUUGUCGCAAGGCUCACAUAAAACACAAGCUCCUAUGAGUCCUGCUUCCACAAAUGUUGUUGCAUCGGCUCGUAAAUCUGAUGCUAUUAUGAUGAGUCCUAAAGCUGGAUUAUUUUUAAGCCUUGGAAUAAUC